Messenger RNA from Nicotiana attenuata, 2900 nucleotides. Its product is annotated as pentatricopeptide repeat-containing protein At2g15630, mitochondrial. Bases 99 to 1988 code for a protein of 629 amino acids. Lineage: Eukaryota; Viridiplantae; Streptophyta; Magnoliopsida; Solanales; Solanaceae. The record is from RefSeq and is a predicted model, not a curated record. The transcript has a single exon. Gene Ontology annotation, molecular function: protein binding.
AUAGGAGGAGUAUAGGACUGCAAAUUGCGCAAAAACUCUUCUAGGCCUUAUUUGGCUAGAGAGCAAAGCUUCUCUGGCCUACAGACUGCAGCAGCAAGAUGAGAAGUGUCAAAGCUCUCAGAAGCUCCAAGCUUUCUUCACUCCCACUCCGGCAUUUCUCUACACUUACUCUAUCCAAAUCCAAAAAAUAUGCCCCAUCUCCUCCUCCCACACCUCCCAUCACCGGGAAUGUCCCACAAGAUUCAGUCACUUCUUCUCAGUGGCAUUCCAUCAAACACAUUCCAGGCGAACUAAACCCCACCUUAAUUUCAACCACCCUCCCAAACCUUCGUUCAUCUCCGGACCGUGUACUCACUUUCAUCGAAAAUAUCAGCCCCAAUUGCUUAGACAUUACCUGUUAUAGCCUCGCUAUUUGCAUACUCUCUCGUCUCCCCUCGCCUAAACAAGCCACACACCUUCUCAAGCAAGUGAUCAGUGCACGCGUCACCACGCAUAAGGAGUUUUUUGAUGGGCUUGUGAGUGCUCGGGAGAAGCUGGAAAUAAAGAGCUCAAUUGUGUUGGAUUUGCUUGUAAGGGCGUAUUGUGAAUUGAAGAAAGGCGAGGAGGCGUUAAAGUGCUUUUAUUUAAUGAAACAGAAGGGAAUUUUGUCCAAGAUUGAAACUUGUAAUGAUUUAUUGAGUCUUUUUAAUAAAUUGAAUAGGACCCAUUUGGCCUGGAUUGUGUAUGCUGAAAUGUUUAGGAUGAAGAUUAGUUCGACUGUAUGUACGUUUAAUAUAAUGAUCAAUGUUCUAUGUAAAGAAGGCAAGUUGAGGAAGGCAAAGGAGUUCAUUGAAAACAUGCAGUGUUUAGGGGUUAAGCCAAAUUUAAUAUCGUAUAAUACUGUGAUUCAUGGUUAUUGUUUGAAGGGAGAUUCUGAAGGAGCAAAUAAGUUUUUUGAGACGAUGAUAGUAAAAGGAAUUGAGCCUGAUUCGUACACGUUUAAUUCUCUAAUCAGCGGGAUGGUGAAGGAGGGGAGGGAAAAGGAGGUGUCUUCGUUGUUAGAGAAAAUGAAGUCGUUCGGGUUGAUCCCUACAGCUGUGACUUACAAUACUCUGAUAGAUUCAUGCUGCAAUAAAGGGGACUUAGAAAAGGCAUUCUUUUAUAGGGAUGAGAUGGUUAAGAUUGGGGUUGUGCCAAGUGUUACUACCUAUAACUUGUUGAUCCAUGCAUUGUUUCUUGAUAGCAGAAUGGCGGAAACUGAUGAUUUGGUGAAAGAGAUGGCAGAGAAGAGAGUACUCCAUGAUGGUAUUACGUAUAACAUAUUGAUCAAUGGCUAUUGCAGGGCGGGGAAUGCAAAGAAGGCAUUUAAGUUUUAUGAUGAAAUGCUGAGUAGGGGUCUUCAACCGACGAUUGUCACUUAUACAUCACUUAUCAAAGUCUUGGGCAAAAGGAAUCGGAUGAAAGAAGCAGAUGAUUUGGUUGUUGAAAUAUUGCGGAAAGGGAUAUUCCCAGAUCUAAUUAUGUUCAAUGCAUUGAUUGAUGGCCAUUGUGCCAAUGGUAACGUUGUGCGUGCUUUUGAUAUACUGAAGGAGAUGAAUAAAAUGAACGUUCAGCCUGAUGAAGUUACCUACAAUUGUCUGAUGCAAGGGUAUUGUAGGGAGAAUAAAGUUGAAGAAGCUUGUGCGCUUCUCGAGGAGAUGAAGGGAAGAGGAAUUAAACCUGAUCAUAUCAGCUAUAACACUCUAAUCAGUGGGUAUAGUAAGAGAGGUGACAUGGAUGAUGCAUUCAAAGUUCGUGAUGACAUGUUAAGUGCAGGUUUUAACCCUACUCUUCUCACUUACAAUGCUCUCAUACAAGGUUUAUGCAAAAAACAGGAAGGUGUACUUGCUGAGGAACUUCUCAAAGAAAUGGUUAGUAAAGGCAUUACUCCUGAUGACAGCACUUAUCUUGCUUUGAUUGAAGGGAUUGGUGAUGUUGAUGGUUUCUUGGGGAGAAAAGAUCCAUCAUAAGGUAACUUGUCAGGUUCCUGUUUGCAGCUGACAACUCCUUGGCGAUUGUUUGGAUAUAAUUGACUCGAUUGAUUUGGAGUACUUGGUGGAACUGAAACAACCACAAAGUUCAUCCUUCCCUAGUCGCUUGCAUUUUCACAUUUCAUCAGAUUGACAUGACAGUCCAACUACAUAGCCAGACAUGCUCUGCUUCAUCGCCCCUUCUCUGUACUGAUGAUGGAACGCCAUUUCAUCCUCCUCCUGAAGAAAAACUGAGUAUUGGGGGAAAACCAUGCCAAGAAGCUUCCCUUAUUACAGAAAAGAGAAAAAGCUUCCAGAAUAAAUGGUCCAGACCUGUCAAAUGAAGAGGACAGGAAAUGUGAUAAUUGUUUUGUUUAAGACCAGCAGCUGAGUUUCUGGAGCUGUGAAAAUAUUCAUAUCAGGAUUUCUUGAAGCAAUAAUAUUUAUCUCAAAUUAGUUUGCCAAGGAGUUAAAUGUACUUGAAUGGACUUUAGACUAGGUUUUCACUCUGUGGGAGAGCUGUUUCUAUAGCAUAUUCCCAGAUGUUGAAGAGCAGUGGAGGUAUGCGUAGUAAACGAGGUUAGAGAAUGGGCUCUGCUGCACUGUAAGUUUCAAGCUGAUAUUGGCUUGUAAAGUAUUGUACAUCCAUAGCGAUCUUACAUUAGCCAAUUGGUUCACAAUUUUCAGAGCUAGCUGAUAUUACUUGAUGAGCCCCAAUCAUUGUUUUGCUUUUGCAGUCUCCAAUCUUCAGCAUAUUUGUUUAUAUUAUACUCAUAACUUGGUUGAAGUUCUUUUUCUUUCUCUUAUUAUCGGGGUAAGUAGAGCUGCUUAAUUUCUGAAAAUACGUCAUAUUUCUAGCUGCAGUUUGUACAAGCUGAGUCACUUGAUUGUACCUCAACUGUUUACUCUGUU